Messenger RNA from Gossypium raimondii (Peruvian cotton), 1345 nucleotides. Its product is annotated as diacylglycerol O-acyltransferase 2D. NCBI's taxonomy places the organism in Eukaryota, Viridiplantae, Streptophyta, Magnoliopsida, Malvales, Malvaceae. Gene Ontology annotation, biological process: triglyceride biosynthetic process. Gene Ontology annotation, molecular function: diacylglycerol O-acyltransferase activity. The record is from RefSeq and is a predicted model, not a curated record. Gene Ontology annotation, cellular component: endoplasmic reticulum membrane. The transcript is spliced from 9 exons. Bases 198 to 1190 code for a protein of 330 amino acids.
GACCGGUUUGGACCUUGGAGAGUGUUCUCAAAUAUUACAUACCACGUCAUCCCGUUUGCUACACAACAUAAAUUAAGAGGGGGAAGCCGUAGCGGAGUGAAAUGUCGUGUGUGAUUCGUGCAGUUGGUUAACAGAAAAAGCACAAAGGGAACGUGCAGAGUUGAAAGCAGUGCUGAUUAGGUCAGUGGCGUCGGGCGAUGGCGGAAGAUAAGGCAGAGACACAAGCGUUCACUCCUGGUCCCGGAUAUCGGCAAUUCAAGGGAAGAGAUGAAUUCCCCUCCAACAUUUUGCACGGCACAUUAGCUUGUGCCAUCUGGAUUGGAUCUAUGCAUUUUAACGUCUCCGUCCUCCUUUUCUCCUUCCUCUUCCUUCCUUUCUCAAAAUUCCUUUUGGUGGUUGGAGUGCUUUUGAUUUUCGUCGUUCUUCCUAUUGAUCAUAACAGUAAAUUUGGGCUGAGAUUGGCCAGGUAUAUAUGUCAGCACAUGUCCAGUUAUUUUCCAGCCACUCUUCACGUUGAGGACAUCAACGACUUCCAUCCUGAUCGUGCUUACGUUCUCGGUUAUGCCCCACAUUCGGUGUUGCCGAUCGGAGUUGUUACGUUGGCUGAACGUACAGGUUUCAUGCCUCUUCCCAAACUGAAAUGCCUUACCUCCAGCCCUGUAUUCUACACACCAUUUUUGAGGCAUAUAUGGACGUGGUUGGGUGCUUCACCAGCCACAAGGAAGAACUUUUGUUCCCUGUUGGAAGCUGGUUAUACUUGUAUAGUAGUGCCUGGAGGAGUGCAGGAGACAUUCCUCAUGCGGCAUGAUUCUGAGGUAGCAUUCAUUAAAUCACGAAGAGGAUUUGUUCGUAUAGCCAUAGAAAAGGGGUGUCCACUGGUCCCAGUUUUCGCCUUUGGUCAGUCACAUGCGUUCAAGUGGUGGAAACCACGUAGCAAGUUUCUCCUGCAACUUUCAAGAGCUAUCAAAUUCGUCCCUAUGUUAUUUUGGGGAGCUUUUGGAACUCCUAUACCGUAUCAACAUCCGAUGAAUGUGGUGGUGGGGAAACCUAUUUACGUAAAGAGAAAUCCCCAACCUACUACUGAAGAGGUCCUUGAAGUACAUGGCCAAUUUGUGAAAGCCCUUCAAGAUCUCUUUGAGAGACAUAAAGGUCGGGUGGGAUAUGCUGAUCAAUCAUUAAAGAUUCUUUGAUUUGAUUCUUAUUCGAUAGCAUUGCCUGAGCUACCCCAAUAAAAAACUGCCAUUAGAGAUAAUUUGAUUAAAUUCAGUUGUAUUAUACAUACAUCUGAAGAUGGUCCUUGUUUUUUUUUCUAAAAUUUCAAUGGUUAUGAUGUAUUCGGAAUUCA